Molecule: messenger RNA, 2348 nt
Organism: Calypte anna (Anna's hummingbird)
Lineage: Eukaryota; Metazoa; Chordata; Aves; Apodiformes; Trochilidae
Gene: SLCO4A1
Product: solute carrier organic anion transporter family member 4A1
Exons: 11
Coding region: 63-2261 (732 amino acids)
Biological process (GO): transmembrane transport; sodium-independent organic anion transport
Cellular component (GO): membrane
Molecular function (GO): protein binding
Source: RefSeq, a predicted model, not a curated record
CACAAAGCCACCCCAGCCACCAGCCCCACCUCGACCUGCCACUCAGCUCUGCCUCCCCGUUCAUGGCAAUGCCCCAGAACUCAACUGGAGAAAAUGGCUUUUGUUUCCCUCAAACCCUUGACUUCUCCCACCCAUCUCCUCCUCCUGGUGCUACUGCUCGGACCCUCGAGUCCCCAGGUGGGCAGGAGGCGUGUGACACCCCCCUGAGCAACGGCACCGUGUCCUCCGGCCUGCCCAGCCCUUCCAGCUCCCAACCCCUCUGCUCCACCAGCCCUGAAGAGGAGGAAACCCAGUUUGGGCAAGGGAUCAAAUACGUCUCGUCCGAAGGGGAGGAACCGGCGUGCGGCUGGGGGGACUUCACCCCGGGGUGCCUGCAGCUUUUCAACACCUCCAAGGGCGUCUUGUUCUUCCUCUGCGUCGCCUCCUUCCUGCAGGGCAUGACGGUCAACGGCUUCGUCAACACCGUCAUCACCUCCAUCGAGCGGCGCUUCGACCUCCGCAGCUACCAGAGCGGCCUCAUCGCCAGCUCCUACGACCUGGCAGCCUGUGCCUGCCUGACCUUCGUCAGCUACUUUGGGGGGAACGGCCACAAACCCCGAUGGUUGGGUUUUGGGGUGCUGGUCAUGGGUUUGGGCUCCCUCCUCUUCUCCUUGCCCCACUUCACCGCAGGGCGCUACGAGACGCUUUCGGGUUCCCAGCUGGGGGUCUGCGGGGGCAACUGGAGCUUGCCCUGCUCCCGGGAUGCUUCCAGCCUCUCCGGGUAUAGGUUUGUCUUCAUGCUGGGGCAGUUCCUGCAUGGGAUGGGAGCCACGCCGCUCUAUACGCUCGGUGUCACCUAUUUAGAUGAAAACGUCAAAAGUAACUAUUCCCCCGUGUACAUUGCUGUUUUCUACACUGCUGCAAUCCUUGGGCCUGCAGUGGGUUAUCUGGUAGGAGGAAUGUUUCUAAAUAUUUAUACUGAAAUUGGAAGAGAGACUGACAUUGCCCCGGAGAACACCCUGUGGGUGGGGGCAUGGUGGAUUGGCUUCCUCGGGGCUGGAGCAGCCUCCCUCCUCAUCUCCAUCCCCAUCCUGGGAUACCCCCAGCGCCUCCCAGGAUCCCAGCGCUACACGGUCAUGAGGGUGUCAGAGGCUCAUCAGCUAAAAGAUGGGAGCCACAAAAAAGCAUCAGAUCCAGACUUUGGGAAAACAGUGAAAGAUCUACCUCGAUCAGUGCUGUUGCUUCUGAAGAACCCCACCUUCAUCUUCCUCUGCUUAGCAGGAGCCACUGAAGCCACCCUCAUUGCUGGGAUGUCCACAUUUGGCCCCAAGUUCCUGGAAUCUCAGUUUAGUUUAAGUGCCUCUGAAGCUGCUACCUUUUUUGGUUACCUGGUUGUGCCAGCAGGAGGAGGAGGCACAUUCCUGGGAGGAUUCCUUGUGAAUAAAUUUAAACUCCGCUGUUCAGGAAUCAUCAAGCUGUGUUUAGUCUGCACAGUCUCGAGUCUGCUGGCAAUAUUCAUUUUUUUUAUUCAUUGCCCCAACAUGCCAAUGGCAGGAGUCACCCAGGUGUACAAGGGAAGUGCUUUGCCUGCUGGCCACCUAAACCUGACAGCAUCCUGCAAUGCUGAGUGUGGCUGUCUCCAGGAGACCUACAGCCCUGUCUGUGGGAGUGAUGACAUUAUGUAUUACUCCCCCUGCCAUGCUGGCUGCAAAAAAGUGGCUGAAAACCUCAGGAAUGGCAAGAAGGUCUAUCAGGAGUGUAGCUGUGUUGAGGAACCUUUCCUGCCCAGCCCUGGCAAUGCAGAGGCAGGGAAAUGCACUUCCUCUUGUGAGAAAAGGCCCCUGCUCCUCUUCUUCAUAUUUUUGGUGAUCCUCUUCACCUUCCUGAGCAGCAUUCCUGCCCUGACUGCCACCCUGAGGUGUGUGUCUGACAGGCAAAGGUCAUUUGCUCUGGGGAUCCAGUGGAUUGUGGUACGAACCCUAGGAGGCAUCCCUGGCCCCAUUGCCUUUGGGUCCAUGAUUGAUAAAUCCUGCCUGCUCUGGCAGAACCAGUGUGGUGAGCAAGGUUCUUGCUAUGUUUACCAGAACUCAGCCAUGAGCAGAUACACCCUCAUCGCUGGACUGGUCUACAAGGUGCUUGGGACAACCUUCUUUAUAGUUGCCUGUUUUCUCUACAAACCCCCACCAUCGGAGUCAGCAGUGGGCAGCUCAGAUGCAUCUGAAAAUGGCAACUCUGACCUCCAGGAACAGAAACCUUCCCUGCCAGCUGAAGAGGAUAUCUAGCUCUGUACGUGUGGAAGUGACUUUCUCAGUCUCCAAAAUAAGAUUUUAUGCAAUCCUGAGGGGGUUUUAAAAAUUAACAGUCAUAUU